This is a messenger RNA of Fusarium redolens, 1454 nucleotides long. RefSeq names its product NADP-dependent oxidoreductase domain-containing protein. The coding region runs from base 93 to 1121 and encodes 342 amino acids. Gene Ontology annotation, cellular component: cytosol. The transcript has 2 exons. NCBI's taxonomy places the organism in Eukaryota, Fungi, Ascomycota, Sordariomycetes, Hypocreales, Nectriaceae. The record is from RefSeq and is a predicted model, not a curated record. Gene Ontology annotation, molecular function: aldose reductase (NADPH) activity.
GCUGCGGCAAAAAAAAAAGUUACUGAUAAUUUUCCUCAUACGAGUCAUCACCUUUUCAUCAACAAACACGCUCAUUCUCACAAAAAAGAAAAAUGAGCUUCGUAAGGGCGUUUUCUUUCCUCACGGUCGUGAGCGUUGUUACAUACACGAUUCUAUCAGUGGCCACGUCAUUGAGUGGCGGAUCCCCCGCUGUGCAGACGGGUAAUGAAACCCACCAGAUUCCCUCGUUUGGACUGGGGACUUGGUUGGCUGAGAAGGGAGAGGUUGCGCAUGCGGUGGAAUAUGCUUUGAGGGCGGGUUAUCGCCACGUCGACGCUGCUGCUAUCUACCGAAAUGAGGAGGAGGUUGGGCAGGGCAUCAAGGCAUCGGGUGUAUCGCGCGAUAAGAUUUGGGUGACGAGUAAGCUUUGGAAUACGGAUCAUCGACCUGAACUCGUGCGCAAAGCCAUUGAAAAGUCUAUCGCCAAUCUUGGCGUUGAGUACCUUGAUCUUUACCUCAUUCACUGGCCAGUCGCUUGGGUUCCUGGUACGAAGGACCUUGACAAUGACACCUCCAUCAUCGAAACUUGGAAGGCUAUGGAAGAGCUUGUCCGCGAUGGGUUAACACGCAACAUUGGUAUUUCCAACUUUGCGCCAAAGGAUAUCAACAACAUCCUCCAAAUCGCUACCAUCCGACCUUACGCCCACGAAUUCGAAACCCAUCCCUAUCUCCAACAACAAUCCUUCGUCGACUUUCACACCAGCGAAAACAUCAAAGUGAUAGCAUACUCACCACUCGCCAACACAAAUCCCACCUACAACCCCGACAUUCCGAGCAUUCUCCACGAUGAGUUCUGGUCCAAACUAGCCGCUAGCAAAAACGCGACGGUGGCGCAGACGGUGUUGGCUUGGGGCCAGCAGAGGGGUACUGUGGUGAUUCCCAAGAGUACGCAUGAGAAGUACAUUGAUGAGAAUUUUGGAUCGCAGGAGAUUACAUUCACGGAGGAUGAGUUGAAGGAGGUGGCGAAGAAGGAUAAGAAGUAUAGGUUUUUGAAUCCUGGGAAGGGAUGGGGCGUUGAUCUGUUUGAGGGUCUUGAUGGGGGGUCGAAGAAGGAGGAGGAUGAUAGAAAUGAGGAGUUAUAAUGGCACAGUCGAUUGAGCGGACUAAUAGAUGAAGGAUAUUUUUAGAUGUUAUUAUUAAUACAAGAUACCAAAUCCAUCGGAUAUACGGAAAAUGCGCUCAGGAACCGAGCGGCUUAUCUCUUGGCAACUCUAUUACAAUGCGGUCGAUAUGCUUGGAAAUAGGCGGGUUUUAAACGAAGUGUUACUAUUGAGUUGAAUGUUUCCUAGUCUUUUACUAUGAGAAAUUCGUACUAGACAAUCCGACGUGGUUUAAUCAACUAUGGAAAUAUGCGGAACUGGGUACUGCGUCAAAAUACUUAAACGAUCCACGUAGCUUCUCAAAUCACGAAUUGC